AUGGUCCUCACCCUCAUCGCGACCCUACUGCUUCUCCUCUCGCUCUCACCAUAUUCCGAAGCGCUCGACGCACCCUACACCGACCCCAAGUCCAAAAACUGUAGCGCACCCCUCCUGCGUAAAGAAUGGCGCGCUCUCAAUGUUUCCGAGCAGACCGCGUACAUUUCGGCAAUCCGCUGCCUUACCGCGCAGCCCUCGGCCCUCAGAAAGCUUCUUCCAGGCUCGCAGUCGCGCUUUGAUGACUUCCAGGGCGUGCACAUCCUACAGAUGGAGAACGUACAUCUGAAUGGUCGGUUUCUGCCCUGGCAUCGGUACUUCACGGCAGUAUGGGAAGGUGCAUUGAGAGGAUCUUGUGGGUAUCGGGGGUCGCAACCGUAUUGGGACUGGUCUCUUGAUUCGAAAGAAGGUAGCACCUGGGCUGAAUCACCCGUUUUCUCCAACACCACUGGCUUCGGUGGGAAUGGACCCUACGUACCCUGCUCCGAGCAGCCCUACGAAUCUCCCUGCGUCAUGAACGGUACCGGCGGUGGCUGCAUCACCAACGGCCCAUUUGCAAAUCUGACCCUUCAUAUGGGACCCGGGGGGAGGGUUGAGCGCAACGAUCACUGCAUAACAAGAGAUUUCCACCCCUAUGUACAAGAUUGGUUUAGCGAACAAGAGGUUAAUAGUACGUUGAAUGAGAAGGGCUUCGAGAGCUUGUGGAGGAGGAUCGAGGGCAUAUUUGAGGCCAGGCAGCUUGGGUUGCAUGGGGCGGGACAUCUGGGGGUUGGUGGAACACUGGCGGAUGUUUAUUCGUCGCCUGGAGACCCGCUAUUUUACCUCCACCACGCAAACCUCGACCGACUAUGGUGGGAAUGGCAGCAGAAAGACCCAGAGAGGCGUUAUACUGAUGUUUCAUCUCCUGAUAUGCAAGGGCGCGAGGCGGGGAGGGUGACGCUGAACUAUGAGCUGAAUAUGGAGAAGCUGGCGAAAAAAGUUAUUAUUGAGGACAUUAUGAAAAUCAAUGACGGGAUACUUUGUUAUAAUUAUGUGUGA
Molecule: messenger RNA, 1035 nt
Organism: Morchella importuna
Lineage: Eukaryota; Fungi; Ascomycota; Pezizomycetes; Pezizales; Morchellaceae
Exons: 6
Coding region: 1-1035 (344 amino acids)
Molecular function (GO): oxidoreductase activity
Source: RefSeq, a predicted model, not a curated record